Molecule: messenger RNA, 981 nt
Organism: Apiotrichum porosum
Lineage: Eukaryota; Fungi; Basidiomycota; Tremellomycetes; Trichosporonales; Trichosporonaceae
Exons: 4
Coding region: 1-981 (326 amino acids)
Biological process (GO): lipid storage
Cellular component (GO): lipid droplet
Molecular function (GO): lipase activity
Source: RefSeq, a predicted model, not a curated record
AUGGCCGACCGAUUCUUCUUCCUGCGCGUCGCAGCGAGCAAGUCACCUAUCAACGCUGUCUUUCCAUUUGCUCAGCAGUCAACACUGGGAAGUGCUGCUGUGCACUAUUGGCCUGCAAAGCGCGGCAUCGACACUGCCCCCGAACACGUCACAGUACUCAUGCUGGGCAACCCGGGAAGCCUGGACUACUACACCAAGUUUAUGCACUAUAUCCAGGACCAGCUGCCUGACUCGCAUGCGCUCCUCGCUCUGUCACAUGUCGGCGCUGACCCUCGCCUCCCGCCUCCCGAGGACGGGCCUCUCGACCUGCCACAGCACCUGGCGACCAAGAUCGACUUUAUCCAAUCGCUCAAGCAGUCGCUGGGGGAAUGGGCGCGCGAGACAGACGAAAAUGCGCCUCAGCCCAAGGUCGCCCUCGUCGGUCACUCGGUCGGCGCGUGGCUCACUGUCGAAAUCAUGAAGCGCGUUGACAUCGAGGCCGGAUACCUCAUGUUCCCGACUCUUGGCUGGAUCGCUGACACCCACAAUGGAUGGAAGCUCUGGCCCAUUUUCCGCGCGCCGCUGUUCCAGUUCCUCCCCAUGCUCGCAGGUACCACCAAGCCGGUCACCUCGGCGGUGUGCAGCGCCUUCUCCGUCAACCCGGCCACUGCUGAGAUGAUCGGGUCAUCCGACAUUGUCCGCUCUGUCCUCACGAUGGCGACGUCCGAGAUGAAGGUCAUCAGGAGCCCCGAUCUGGAGUGGUACAAGGCUCAGGCGCAGAAACCCCGCGCCAACGGCGUAUACGGCGUGUGGUCCGGCAGUAGCCUCGACGGCUGGGUUGGCAAGGAGGGACCCAUGAUCCGUGAUGUGCUCGGCGAGAAGCGCUCAACGGUGUUGGACGGUGUCCCGCAUGCCUUUGUUCUGAACGACGCCCACUCGCAGACAGUGGCCGAUGUCGUCGCUGGCUGGAUCAACGGCAGCAAGCCCAACGGCCAUCUCUAG